Molecule: messenger RNA, 2372 nt
Organism: Bactrocera tryoni
Lineage: Eukaryota; Metazoa; Arthropoda; Insecta; Diptera; Tephritidae
Product: protein insensitive
Exons: 3
Coding region: 613-2154 (513 amino acids)
Biological process (GO): positive regulation of neuron differentiation; negative regulation of Notch signaling pathway
Cellular component (GO): nucleus
Molecular function (GO): transcription corepressor activity; DNA binding
Source: RefSeq, a predicted model, not a curated record
ACAGUAAUACGAUUUGCUGUUACUUUGUCUAGUUUUGAUAAAACCAUGUAAAACUUGACAUAGUUUUUCGAAGUGAAAAUCCUCAAACUGUUUUGGCUCCAAGUAGACUUUUUCAUUCAUAUAUGAAUAUACUUAUAUGAACUACCUGCUUAUUUCUGUGCUGAAAAGGAGGUACUAUUUAUUCGAAGUAGAAUGUAAACGAAGGUUGACUUUGCAGGCAAAUAGGAGUACGCUACAAAUGUACAUACUAAUAUAGGAUACAAUACAGAAACCAUCUGCAUUCGGGCUUUGCUUUAAGUAAAUAACCAUUGCGAGGUAGCAUUGAGUGCGAACAAUAACAGACCGUAGUGGAUUAGCAGAGCUCUUAACGUUUAAGGAAAAAUUUUAUGGGAUAUCUGAGUUUGCAAUAACGAGUGCAGGCAUGUUAACGGCUGCAUUAGUGAAAUUCAUUUUCCUACCCUUAUUUUAGCUUACGCAGAGUCCUUUGAAUAUAUAACAGCAAGCAACUUCAGAGAAAAGGCCAUUCAGAUCUGUACGAUCUCUCAGUUCACACACAUCACAGUGUUAUUAGGUUUUAAAUUUUAAAUAGCGAAUCUUCCUACAACUAACAAAAUGGAGCGUAAUUCAAUGAAUAUUCCAUCGGCUAACCAACACGUUAUCCAUAACAUAAACCAUCAUAAGGCAGAAAUAAUAUAUUCAAGUGCAGGCGGAUCCAGCCAAAUGCGAUACUUAUGUGAACGCCCGAUGAUGCUCAAUACAUGGACACAGACGUCAAAUGCGGAUCUCGGCAUUAGUGAUGACUAUAUAAAUGUAGAGGAGCAAAAGCAAAGAGAGAAAGAAUUAUUAGAAAAAAUACGUGAGCUUGAAUCAAAACUUCGUACUCAGUCAGAAAUGCUUUCGCAACAACCAGCAGGUAGCCGUAGGAGAAACUCUAAUCCAAAAAAAGCUAGAAGCCCGCGACAACGGUUACAAGAAGUAAUCGUAGAUCAAAUACCCGUUCAAAUACAAGAAAACCAUCCCCACGAUGGGCAAAGUCCACAGCAUGAACAAUAUACAGAAACAAAAUUUCAGAUAUAUAAUACUCAGGUGAGUCCUAGGAAUGUACAUUGUGAGGAAUUGUCACAAACACAGAUAUCUCCACAACACCAACCGGAGCAGCAUUCUUCAGAGCAGCAGAGUAUUAUGCAAACUCAGUAUAUGUCGCAAAAUAUGGAUAUAUCUAUUCAACCUCAGGAAUUGCAUAUUGAUACUAUACAAGAUCGACCACGUAAGGUGAAUUACACAAUAAUAGCUGAUGGCGGUGUUAACGGUCAAGAUGGGCCUAUAGAGAUAGAAAUUGCCGAAGAAGAAAAUGGCUUAAACUUAAAUGGUUCUGCUGAUUCCGACCGUUUAGAAAUAUGCUUGGCUGAGGAACAGCCUCAAACGCCAGUAAAUGUUAAUUAUAUUAAAAUCGAUAAUGAUGCGGGCCAGAAUCAACAAAUUCCUGCUCAGAAAGCCUCCGGAAAAAGGAAACGAAAAGUGUCUAAAAAGAAUGUUGUACAGAACACCGAUAAAAACAAUGGCGAUCUUCCAGAAUUCAAACCAGUGGUAUCAGAUUAUUCACAAUUCACAGAAAAUUGUGAAAUGUCUCAACAACAGCAGUUAAUAGUAGCGGACAAUAACCACUCCAAUCUACCGACCCAACAGCAAUUAAGUGAAAUCACAAACAAUGUGCAAGAAUUUAGAACUUUAGCAAACUCCGAGUUUAAAAAGAAUUCUUAUAUAUCGAUUGGGCCAAACAAUACCCGAGUACCGACUAAAAUUUACGAUAGUAUUAAUUGGGAAAAUGCAUCGAUGGCCACAAGAAAACUCAUGAUAGGUGUUUUCGAUCGUUUUACCUUAGCCACUCACUCAAUGACUGGAAAACCAUCUCCGGCUUUUAAAGAUCAUAAUAAACCACUCAAGAAAAGGUUAAACCCUUUAAAAGUACAAGACAUCAUAUUUGCAGUUAGUAGACGAAGUAAAGUAAACGAAAAGGAGGUGCGUACUGUUAUUACCACCAAAUGCGCCGAUGAAAAUAAAAUGUGGAAAUUAACACAGGCCAAACUCAAGGAGCAAAAGGAGCAAAAUAAAGAAAAUGUUGCAAAUGUUCAAAAUGUUCAAAAUGUUGCUUAACGUACAAUAUAGAAUUAACUAUAAUAUAAGCAUUCAUAUAUCAUAUUAACUAGAUAAGUGGAACAAAUAAUCACAAAAACUCUUUCAUUGAUACUUACUGUCAUAUAAGAGAUUUUAAGAAAAUUUCAUCGAUCUCCUAAAAGUUUGGUAAACAAGUACUAGAAUGAAUACCAAAGAUAAAUGAGGCCAAAUACAUUGCACAAUCAAAACUUUAAAAA